AUGACCUCCUCGCCGUCUGCGCCAGGUGACGUGCCGGGCGCCGGCGUGCUGCCGUUUGGCGACGACGCGAAUUCGCCGGAGCUGACGGCCGUGCUCGGUGCCAUCGCGAAGUCGGUGGUGGACAUCGGGGUCCGACUCCGCGAGGGCGGUGCGGAGUUCGCAGCGGAGGCGGUGGGGACGCAAAACUCCUUCGGGGAUGUCCAGCUGUCGGUGGACGUCUCGUCGGAUAAAGUUGUCUUUCAACGGCUCAAGGGUCUAGCGGCGGUAGCCUCCAGCGAAGAAACCACCGAGGAGGUGUCGAUGGAAGGUACUUACUCACCUUUGUAUGCGCAUGACCAUGUACUUACCACGUUCCGCAUCUGUACAAAGAAGUUCAACAUUUUUUGCUAAUCAAAUCUGUGUACAAAAAACUCAGGUCCGCCCCACUACUCCGUCGCCUUUGACCCCUUGGAUGGAAGCAGUAUUGUGGACGCUAAUUUCACGGUCGGGAGCAUCUUUGGUGUGUGGCCAGGCAGUACGUUGCUGAACGUGACGGGGAAACAGCAGCAUGCGGCCGCCAUGGCCAUGUAUGGACCCCGCAUUACCAUGGCCGUGGCAACGGUGAACCACGGCACGGUGGAGUUCACGUGGGCCCAGAACAGCUGGCGGAAAACGAAAAGUUUUGCCGUCCAGCCGAAGCUCGGCAAGGUGUUCGCGCCGGGGAAUCUCCGCGCCACGGCGGAUAACGCGCUGUACUCGAAUUUGGUGCAACACUGGAUCAAGGAAAAGUACACGCUGCGCUACACCGGUGGCAUGGUCCCCGACGUGUACCACAUCCUCUUCAAGGGAAAAGGAAUCUUCACCAACUGCAGCAGCCCCGGCGCAAAGGCGAAACUCAGGUUUAUAAAUAUACUUUGAAACUUUUGUCUACUCGAAAUUUGCUUGUAAGCAAGUGAAUUCAUGAUACCGUCGUGUUUCAGCGAAACACGACGGUAUGAUGAACUCAAAAUCUUGCAACUUGUACGGGUGCACGCAAAGUCGUAUUUUCAGCAUCAUUUUAUACGUCAUUUGGUGCGUAGUGCCGUGCUGUUUGCGAUUGAUGUAGGGGAAAGUGCUGAAAAAACCAACAUGUAGGGGUGUGAGGUGUGCGUGCGAGCGCACGCACGCACGCACGCCUUCCUUCUCACCUUCCUGCGCGCACGAGCGCGCGCGCGCGCGCACGCACACCUUCCUGCUCACCUUCCUGCGCGCACGAGCGCGCGCGCGCGCGCGCGCACACACCUUGGGUGAGGCGCGCACGAACGCAUGCGCGCGCACGCGCGCACGCACACACACACACCUUCCUGCGCGCGCACACAUUCAUGCGCGCACGCGCGCGCGCGCACACCUUCAUGCGCGCGCGCGCGCGCGCGCACGGGGAUGGGGAUGAGACGCGCGUGAGCGGGCGCACGCACGCACGAACGCAGGCGACAGAGCGUUCGCAGUCGUUCUUGUCGCUUGGAAAAGGUAUCUGUGCGUGAAGGCUACAAAGGUCCAUGAUAUAAAUUGGAUCGCGGCGCGAAUCUGCGGUCGGAUGCGGCACGGUGUAAGCCUUGUCUGUGCAGCAAGGGCGGGUCCAUAUGCGGCGCACCAAGAGCGGGCCCACCAUGAGAUAGUUGGACGCGCACAGCCCGAUGCGGCACAGGUGGGCCCCAGCUUGGCCUUCAACCUCUACCGGGAGCAGCGCGUCCUUGUUCGCGGUUCACGGUUUACGUCUUGGCCCAUUUCAUCAACCACCGGGGGCAUCAACCCCACCACCCACCUACGAGGCACAACAGCGGCUACCAUUAGCCAGGCACAGAGCAGGCGAGGGGAGGGGCAGGCAGGCAGCCGCCGCUGUCCCGAGCCGCCGCUGGCUCGCGGGCCGGGCAAUUUCAUCAGCCACAUCAGCCGGCCAGGCGCAGGGCACGCAGGCAAAGGGGCGGGCAGACAAGGGCAUGUCCACCUUAAUCAGACAGCCAGCCAGCCCGCGACCCAUGGAUGGACCCAUUUGGACACCCUCGGACCGAUGGGCCGCCGCUGACUCGUGAGAUCGCCGGGGAGCGUCGCUGACCGGAGGGCCGCCGCUGACAGACUCACAGCUGACUCGUGGGGCCGCCGCUGACCAAUGAGGCCUCCGCUGGCGAAGGGGCCACCGCCCAGCAAGGGGCCGCCGCUGACUAAGGGGCUGACAAUGGGGCCGCGCCGCUGCCCCUGGUUCGGGGACUGCCCAUAACAAAGGAGCCGCCACUGACCAGAGGGCCGCCCCUGAGUGACCAGUGGCGCCGCCGCUGACUAAGGGGCCGCCGCUGACCACGGGGCCGGCGCUGACUAAGGGGCCACCAUUGAGUAAGAUGCCACCGCCUACCAAUGGGGCCGCCGCUGACUAAGGGGCCGACGGCUGGCCAGAGCGCCGCCGCUGACUCCCGGGGGGGGCCGCCGCUGACCAGUGGCGCCGCCGCUGACUAAGGGGCCGCCGCUGACUGAGGGGCCGCCGGUGACUAAGAUGCCGCCGCUUACCAAUGGGGCCACCGCUGGCCAGAGCGCCGCCGCUGACCAGAGGGCCGCCCCUGACCAGUGGCGCCGCCGCGGACUAUGGGGCCGCCUCUGACUAAGGGGCCGCCGCUGCCUAAGGGGCCGCCGAUGACUAAGAUGCCGCCGCUUACCAAUGGGGCCGCCGCUGACUAAGGAGCCGCCGCUGGCCAGAGGGCCGCCGCUGACUAAGGGGCCGCCACUGACGGAGGGGCCGCCGCUGACCAAUGGGGCCGCCGUUGAUCAGUGGGGCCGCCGCUGACUAGAGGCCCGCCGCUGACUCCUGGGGCCGCCGGCGACUCCGGAGGCCGCCGCUGGCUCAACCAGCGCCAGGCACGUCCAAUCACCAACCAGCGCCAGGCACGCUCCACGCCCGGGAGCCAGCCCCUACUACCCAACCCACACCCGCUCCGCCACGAGGCACCGGCGGCUGCCUGCCUACCCCCGGCGCCUGGCAGCUCGAGCAGAUGCAGGCAGGCAGCCGCUUCUGACUCGUGCCGCCGCUGACGCCGCUGCCUCGUGACAGCCGCCGCAGACUCGACUCGUGCCGCCACUGGGCCGAGCCGCCGCUGACUCGUUCCGCCGCUGGCUCGUGACGGCCCACCGCUGAGCCUUCAGCCGACGCAAACUCCUGCUUGCAUCACUCCUGCUUGCAUCGGACGGUCCGAGGGUGGGUGGGGUGGUGGUGGGGUUGAUGCCCCCGGUGGUUGAUGAAAUGGGCCAAGAUCAACCUGCCACAGUAGAACAACCUGGCCACAGAAGCAAGCACGCACCCAAGCAACCGCGCAAGCGAAACGCGCUCCCAGGCAAGAGCGCGGGUAGGACAUUGCGUCUGGAGGACAACAGGAAUAGAAAGAGCGUCCUUCAGGCGCAAGCCUGCCGUCGGGAGUAGCUUGGCAACGCUCGGCCUUUGGAGCCUUCACGCACAGAUACCUUUUUCAACCACCAAGAGCGGUGGACUGCUCCGUCUCCUCCCCAUCCACGUGCGUGCGCGCGCGCGUCUCCUCCUCAUCCCCGUGUGCGCGCGGGAGCGCGCGCGCGCCUCCUCCGCAUCCCCGUCUGCGCGCGGGAGCGCGCGCGCGCGCGUCCCCUCCACAUCCCCGUGUGCGCGCGCGCGCCGCGCACAGGAGCGCGCGCGCGCGCGUCCCCUCCGCAUCCCCGUGUGCGCGCGCGCGCGCGCAGCGCACAGGAGCGCGCGCGGGAGCGCGCGCGCGCGCGCACCUCCUCCUGGUCCCCCUGUGCGCGCGCGCGCCGCGCACAGGAGCGCGCACCUCCUCCGCAUCCCCGUGUGCGCGCGCGCGCGCGCGCAGAGCACAGGAGCGCGCGCGGGAGCGCGCGCGCGCGCGCACCUCCUCCUGGUCCCCCUGUGCGCGCGCGCGCCGCGCACAGGGGCGCGCGCACCUCCUCCGCAUCCCCGUGUGCGCGCGCGCGCGCGCAGAGCACAGGAGCGCGCGCGCACCUCCUCCUGGUCCCCCUGUGCGCGCGCGCGCGCGCACCUCCUCCGCAUCCCCGUGUGCGCGCGCGCGCGCGCAGAGCACAGGAGCGCGAGCGGGAGCGCGCGCGCGCGCGCACCUCCUCCUGGUCCCCGUGUGCGCGCGCGCGCGCGCCGCGCACACCAGCGCGCGCGGAAGCGCGCACACACACAUCUGACACACCUGGCUUAAAAGCGUGCGCGCGCGCGUGCGCGCAAAAACGCAGCUCCGCGCGCGCGCGCGCACGCGCAAACGCGCCAAAAAGCGCGCGCGCGCGCGCAAAAACACGCAAAACGCGCGCGCGCGCGCACGCACACCUCACAGCUUUACAUGUCCGAAAAAACCCAAAAAUGCUUGUAUGAGGUGAUUGUACAAAGAAGCAAACACUCAAAGUAUUUGAAAAUCAUACUUGCACCAGGUUGCUGUAUGAGUGCGCUCCCAUCGCGUUUUUGGUAGAACGAGCCGGCGGCGCGAGUUUGGUGGAUCCCGCCUUUUCCGCAGUGCCGCAGAGUGUAUUGGAAAUUGCGGCUCAGGAGCUUGACCAGAGAAUAGGCGUAGUCUACGGGGGCAAGGAAGAAGUAGAUCUCUGUCAGAAACACCUUUUUCCAGAAAACUGAAAAUCAGGCAAAGAAAUCUGAACGCGCAAAAAAAGAACUCACAUGCAAUAGCUGGAGACGAGAACGCAGCACGUUCCUCCACUAUCAAUGCCUCGAGCACGAGCUCCAUCGCGAAUUUUUUUGGGUUGCAAAGAUUUCUUCUGACUACUGGC
Messenger RNA from Amoebophrya sp. A120, 4770 nucleotides. Lineage: Eukaryota; Dinophyceae; Syndiniales; Amoebophryaceae. The record is from the annotation of a GenBank genome assembly.